Penicillium hordei is the source of this 861-nucleotide messenger RNA. RefSeq lists its product as uncharacterized. The coding region runs from base 1 to 861 and encodes 286 amino acids. The record is from RefSeq and is a predicted model, not a curated record. Lineage: Eukaryota; Fungi; Ascomycota; Eurotiomycetes; Eurotiales; Aspergillaceae. The transcript has a single exon.
AUGAACUUGACGGACGAUAAUGUUUCUGCCGGCAUUUCACCUGAAGACCUUCGCAAGAAGCCAUGGAAAUAUAUCGGCUACCGUGGCUUUAGCAAAUUCAUCGCUUCAGAUAACGACUUUUUCAUUUUCCGGCGUUUCAGUGAAUUGACAGCACGCGUUCUCUUAGCGCUGCAAGAUGAACUCCAAGAACUUGAAUCUCAGUUGCUGAUACUGGAAAAUCGGCUGUCGCAGGCGUCUGCUCCAGAUAUCCAUAAUGGAUCGUUCAGGCAGGAAACGCAGCAAAUGAGGCUGAGGCUUAUUCGCGAAAUUGAUUCUAGAUUGAGAGCUUACAGUCAGAUAAUUACCACCAGUAUGGUUUCUGCUUCUGCUAACAUCCCGGCAGAUGAGCUUAUAAUCCAGCAUUCAGAUCUUCGUUCUAGAUCUCGUGUUCCUAAAAAGGACGUGAUCAGCAUCUCAAACUGGUUCCACAAUCAUCGGAAUGCUAUUUUGCGCGAAGAGACCGAAUACAUUAACGAGCCAAAUGAUCUCUUUGCGGUCGUACCCAAAGCCAAGACCCCGCUCCGACAACUGCUUGAGCGAUCGUCGCAUUUUCGCUUGUGGAGGCUCUGGAGAAAGGGCCCAAUCUCAGAAAUGGAGAACGUACACUACGGUUCGGAUCAGCGCAUCGACCUAUUUGUCGCUUUGAUGAGCACUGUUGUGGGGUUAAUGAUGUUAAUCGGGCCAUUAUGGAUUCUGGCAUUUGUAACGCAAACGGUAAAGCGACUGGGAAUUAUCACAGCUUUUCUCGUUAUAUUUCUUUGCUUUGUGUCAUUUACGACGGUUGCUCGGCCUUUUGAAAGUCUCGGAGCCACUGCUGCGUAA